UAUUCUGACGUCACGGCGACUGGUUGGGUGCUUUCUUUGUUUCCGGUUUCUUCCAGGCGGCUGGUCUGUAGUGAAGAUGGCGUACCGCGGACAGGGCCCAAAAGUGCAGAAAGUGAUGGUCCAGCCCAUCAAUCUGAUCUUCAGGUAUCUACAGAAUAGAUCUCGGAUCCAAGUGUGGCUGUAUGAGCAGGUGAACAUGCGUAUUGAAGGCUGCAUCAUCGGAUUUGAUGAGUACAUGAAUCUUGUUUUGGACGAUGCUGAGGAAAUCCACAUGAAGACAAAGUCACGGAAACAGCUUGGUCGUAUUAUGCUUAAAGGAGACAACAUUACUUUGCUACAAAGUGUUGUAAUUUAACCCCAUAAAGUUUCAAGUUUUUUUUGGACAUUAAAAAAAAAAAAAAACGACCCUAAGUUUGACGCUCCUGAGCAACCUGAUGCAAAGUUGAUGUGAACUGUUCCGCUUUGUGAUUUUUCAUGAAGUCUAGUAUUGCCGGUGUACCCUUAGUGUUUUUUUUUUUUU
Messenger RNA from Bufo gargarizans (Asiatic toad), 520 nucleotides. It is a transcript of the gene SNRPE, whose product is annotated as small nuclear ribonucleoprotein polypeptide E. NCBI's taxonomy places the organism in Eukaryota, Metazoa, Chordata, Amphibia, Anura, Bufonidae. The coding region runs from base 77 to 355 and encodes 92 amino acids. The record is from RefSeq and is a predicted model, not a curated record. The transcript is spliced from 5 exons. Gene Ontology annotation, molecular function: RNA binding. Gene Ontology annotation, biological process: spliceosomal snRNP assembly; mRNA splicing, via spliceosome. Gene Ontology annotation, cellular component: U4 snRNP; U2 snRNP; precatalytic spliceosome.